AUGAAAGAAAUAAAGAAAUCUAAAAAGAUAAUUGAAGGUGAAGAUAGUGAAGAUGAAGAUGAUUAUGAUGAAGAUGACUACAACAACAACAUUAAAGAUGAAAAGAAAAAGAAACAAGAAGAACAACAACAACAAAUAAAUAUAAAACAACCUGAAAAUGUAAAUAAUAAUAAUAAUAAUAAUAAUAAUAAUGUAAUAUACAACAAUGAAUCAACAUCAACAAUUCAAUCUUUAAAUACGACUUUAAAUACAUCAAUAACCACUACAACACCAAUCAUUGUUGAUGAUUCUACGAAUAUUACAUAUACUUUGGAAUCUCCUCCUCCUCCUCAUCCUUCUUCUUCUUCUAUUACAACUACUACGACUAAAAUAGUAUCAUCACCUACACUAUUACAAUUUCAAAAACCAUCUCAAUCAUCUCAAACAAGAACACCUUUAAGUCUUGGAGAAGGUCAACUUAAACAAAUGAAUGAAACUCUUAGAAAAACAUUGGUAUCAAAGAGUCAUUCAGUAUUUUCAUCGAUCAACAAGGAAUUGAUUUAUACAAACAAUAAUUUGACAUCUGUCUUGGAUAUUACAAAAUCAAUUCAACAAAAUAUUAGAUCAUUUAACGAUGAUAUAAUGACACUGACUGAAAAAUUGGAACAAACUGAAUGGUCUCUACAAUGUUAA
Molecule: messenger RNA, 672 nt
Organism: Cavenderia fasciculata
Lineage: Eukaryota; Evosea; Eumycetozoa; Acytosteliales; Cavenderiaceae
Exons: 2
Coding region: 1-672 (223 amino acids)
Cellular component (GO): BLOC-1 complex
Source: RefSeq, a predicted model, not a curated record